Messenger RNA from Clupea harengus (Atlantic herring), 2031 nucleotides. RefSeq names its product toll-like receptor 13. The record is from RefSeq and is a predicted model, not a curated record. Gene Ontology annotation, biological process: signal transduction; inflammatory response. Gene Ontology annotation, molecular function: protein binding; signaling receptor activity. NCBI's taxonomy places the organism in Eukaryota, Metazoa, Chordata, Actinopteri, Clupeiformes, Clupeidae. Gene Ontology annotation, cellular component: plasma membrane.
AUGCGAUACCUUUGGCUACAGGCUGAUAUCCUCCCUGAGAUGAAAGCACGAGGGUGCCAGAUUCAAACCAUCAAAGACUUUGCUUUUACAAACCUAAGCCAGUUGAGGCAGAUGGAUCUUACAUGGAAUAAGAUUUCUGCAAUAACAACAAACACCUUUUUUGGACUUCAGAACCUGGAGAGCUUGAUAAUUGAAAAUAAUCCACUGAGGCACUUUGAAGCAUCUUCCUUCGCUCAUUUCCCCUCCCUCAGGGUUCUCCAUCUUGGAAAUCUGAUGUUUUCCAACUCUGAGCACUCUGGCAUGCAGGUCCUCAACCUGAGUCUCAUCUUUGGGGGCUUCCCUCACCAGCUGUCUAACCUCACCAUCACGUCUGCUGUGCGCCCCAUGACUCUGGUCAUCACUGAUGACAGCGCGCCAGACGAGGGUCUGAAUAUGAGUCUCAUGUUUCACAACUUGACCAAAUUAGAGAGCUUAAGUCUGACUAAUUGCUGGUUGGAUUCUUUGGAGGGAGACCUCAGUCUGGAUAUGACCUCUCUGAAGUAUUUCUCCCUAGAUCAAAAAACAGAGUUCAGUUUGACCACAGAUUUCUUUGAGCACCUGACCAGCCUGAAGUUUGCUUUCAUCUAUAACACACAACUCCGCUGCACCUGUGACGAUGCCUGGUUCCUCCGCUGGGCAAGGAAUCAGCAACAAGCAGAAGUGUUUAUGUUCUCCUAUGAAAAUGAACCACUGAGCUGCAUAUCAGAGGAUGGACUUCAGGACCUGUACACCUAUGACCAGGCCCACUGCAGUCUGGAUGUGGGGUUUGUAUUCUUUGUCAGCACAUCAUGCUUCCACCUGCUGUUUAUGUUGGUUGUGCUGCUGCAUCAGCUGGCCAGAGACUACCUGCUGGCCUUCUACUACAUCACUCACGGCUGGUUGAAUGAGGCACUACGUCACCAGAACACCAGAGGGCGCUACCUGUAUGAUGCCUUUGUGUCUUACAGUGGCAGAGAUGAACGCUGGGUGAUGGAGGAACUCCUGCCCAACCUGGAGCAGAGAGGGCCCCCAUUCCUGCGCCUUUGCCUGCACAGCAGGGACUUCCAGCUGGGAAAGGAUAUUGUGGAGAAUAUAACCGACAGUCUCUACAGAAGCCGCCGCACCCUCUGCCUGGUCAGCCGCCACUUCCUGCGGAGCAACUGGUGCUCCCUGGAGAUGCGACUAGGCACCGACCGGCUGCAGGUGGAGCACAGGGAUGUGCUCAUCCUGGUGUUUCUGGAGAAGAUCCCUUCUAAUCUGCUCUCUGCCCACCACAGGCUGGCCCGACUGGUCAAGACCAGGACUUACAUAGACUGGCCUCAAGACCCGGCCCAGCAGGAGGCCUUCUGGGACAGACUAUGGAACAAACUAGUGACAGACAAGGUGUUAUGAGUUGCCAUGCACCAUUUUUUGUAAUCCUUAACUGUACUUUUUCAAUACAGCCUGGAUGAAACAUAAAGUAGAGCACAAAUGUAAAAAUUGUUUUCUGAUAUAGAUAUCACAUCAUUUUGAAGAAAUUGUUAGGAUAAACAACCACUUUUGAUGGAUAAAUUACGAGAGAUCUCUGAUUGUUAAUGUUGCUCAUGUGUCCAAAUAUUAUUUUAUGAACCACAAGAUGCAUUAAGUUUGAACGGAUCGUUUUGAAAUAGAUCCAGAGAGUGGAUGUGGCCUGGGUCAGUUCUAAAAUGGUGUUUGAAGUUAAUUCUGCGAAGACUCAACUGAUUAUUCUUCAGAGUUGUGUGGCAGAGCUGUAAAUGUGUGUGUACACUUGGUUGUGAAUCAGAUUUCAAUGUAUUCUGGAGUAAGUACAACCUGUACAAUUUGUCACAUGAAAUAUGUUCAUAGUGUAUUAUAAUGUUAACAGGAGGCCCCUUAUAGCAACAUUUUGUAGUUUUUACUGUGUUUCUUUAGGUAUGUUUUGUUAGGUAGCUAAUUUGUAUAACAGCCUCAAAUAAAUGUUGAUAAUACAAUGUCAUGUGAAGGGGAAAUAAACACACUUGUUGUUUCCAGUAA